This is a messenger RNA of Hyaloscypha bicolor E, 831 nucleotides long. RefSeq lists its product as uncharacterized. NCBI's taxonomy places the organism in Eukaryota, Fungi, Ascomycota, Leotiomycetes, Helotiales, Hyaloscyphaceae. The coding region runs from base 168 to 617 and encodes 149 amino acids. The transcript has 3 exons. The record is from RefSeq and is a predicted model, not a curated record.
UGGCAGCCACAAAUCUUACUUCCAAGGGAGGGGGGCGCGUUUUUCCACAGAUAAAAGGCACCUAUGAUUCCCAAUACCGUUGUUAAAUUCCAUUGUUCAAUAGCUCUUACAUAGAGCGAGAUCGACGAAACCUACUACAGACUUGAUACGUAUUUAUCUUCACCACCAUGGGUCCUCUUUAUUUUUUGACUUUGUUCUUUAACAUUCUCGCCUUUACUACGGCUAGUGUGCUCGAUAAACGCUAUGUUCAGGGCAUACACUUGGUUAACUGCGGCAAUGCCUACAGUGCAAUAGUGUAUUGCGCUCAAGACGGCAGCUCAGCUUGUAAAAAGAACCCCUCUUCGAGCAAUAUGGAAAAAGUGAGAUCAAAUGGGCUUUUUAAGUGGGAAGGCGUAGCAAGCAAACAAGUCACAUUUUCGACCGGGGUUACUUUUUCUUUCACUAUUAGUAUAGAUGCCCAAUCAUUUUCUAAUAAUGGCCAUGCUGGAUCUGGACUACAAAGUUACAAGAAUAGCAUUCUUGGAACAUGGAACAUAAAGAAAGAUGACGGGCAUUCCAUGUAUAAUGAUGGGAACGGUAAUACUUGUCAUAGUAUAUAUUAUGCCCUUGCUGUCUGAGAAUGAGCCGCUUGGACAUCAUGUGACCCAGGUUGGGUUCUUCAAACUGCGAGGAACUCAUAUACUCGCAGGCAUUUCCGCACCGGGUUCGGGCCAGCGCACGUAGUGCAAGUCGGCGCCAGGAAAGCGAGGAACUACCGACUGGUUGUCGGUGUGACGGCUGGCGUAAGGGCAUGAUCUGCCAAGGACAGGAUAUCGGAAACAGGCACAAAAC